GCGGAACCAAAACAGCAGAGGGAAGUGCGCUUCGGAGGGCGGGAUUAAGGUGUUUCACUUCAGGAGGAAGGCGGGGCUACGACUUCCCGCUUCGCCGAGGAGUCGACCUGACGAAAUCGACUCAGCGGGGAGCCUCAUGGCGGGGUUCGUGUGGAAGAAGCAGUGCGUGGCGCGCUAAGUAGGAGGUGCUCCGCUGGGACUGCGAGUGGGUGUUUACGAGGAGGAUGUUGGUGGUGGAGGUGGCGAACGGCCGCUCCCUGGUGUGGGGGGCCGAAGCGGUGCAGGCGCUUCGGGAGCGUCUGGGAGUAGGGGGCCGCACGGUGGGCGCCUUGCCCCGCGGGCCCCGUCAGAACUCGCGCCUGGGCCUCCCGCUGCUGCUGAUGCCUGAGGAGGCGCGGCUUCUGGCUGAGAUCGGCGCUGUGACCCUGGUCAGCGCCCCGCGCCCGGAUCCCCGCCAGCACUGCCUGGCUGUGGCAUCCUACAAGCGCCAGCAAGAGCAGGGCUUCCAGGAGCAAAGCGCCCUGGCAGCUGAGGCCCGUGAGACCCGUCGUCAGGAGCUCUUAGGGAAGAUUGCAGAGGGCCAGGCUGCCAAGAAGCAGAAGCUUCAACAGGAUUCAGGGACCAGCAAGAGCCAGGAAGCCGGUGGGAACCAAGCAGCUGUAGAGAAUGAGGGCAGUGCUAGCCAGGUUUCUGGAGAGCAGGAGGAAGCAGGCUCCUCCUCUCCCCACCCAGGGCCUUCAGACGGGGUGGCCCCCUUGCCCAGGUCUGCUAUGCUCGUCCAACUAGCCACUGGUAGGCCUCGACCCAUCAAGGCUAGACCCCUGGAUUGGCGUGUCCAGUCCAAGGACUGGCCCCAUGCUGGCCGCCCAGCCCAUGAGCUGCGCUACAGCAUCUACAGAGACCUGUGGGAGCGAGGCUUCUUCCUCAGUGCGGCCGGCAAAUUUGGGGGCGACUUCCUUGUUUAUCCUGGUGACCCACUCCGUUUCCACGCCCACUACAUUGCCCAGUGCUGGGCUCCUGGGGAUCCCAUCCCACUUCAGGACCUGGUUUCUGCUGGCCGCCUUGGAACCAGUGUCAGAAAGACCUUGCUCCUCUGUUCUCCGCAGCCUGAUGGUAAGGUGGUCUACACCUCCCUGCAGUGGGCCAGCCUGCAGUGAACUCCAGAGACCUAUGGGGUGUGGCUGUGUCUGUGGCAAGAGCCUUUCUAGAUAGUCCCAAGUUCAUCUCUGCGUGAGAGGAUAGGCUUCCUACCUCUCCCGACGGUUAAUUUUUGAUUGGAAAUUUAUAAACAGUACAUUUUUUUUAUGUCCCUCCCUGUUUCCAAGCACUUAUUGGCUGUGUUAUUUUUGUAAUUACCUAUUUCCAAACUGUGAGCUUCUUGAGAGUGAAGAUUGGGUUGGAUUCAUCUCUAUUUCCUGCAGGGUUUAGGUCCCAAGAGGUCUCAAUAAACUUGUUGAAUAAAUGUGGAGUUUGUGAUUUGAAUCCUUAGGACAGUCCUGGGAUGUGUGGCCAUGUGCAUCUGCUUAUACAGACAAGGAAAAGCCUGGAGGAGGGGAAAUGACUUGUCCAAGGUCACACUGCUAGUAAGUAGCAUGGCUGGGAUUUAAAAUCUGGUCUUUCUGACUCUGAAUG
Molecule: messenger RNA, 1632 nt
Organism: Pteronotus mesoamericanus
Lineage: Eukaryota; Metazoa; Chordata; Mammalia; Chiroptera; Mormoopidae
Gene: TSEN34
Product: tRNA splicing endonuclease subunit 34
Exons: 5
Coding region: 225-1157 (310 amino acids)
Biological process (GO): tRNA splicing, via endonucleolytic cleavage and ligation; tRNA-type intron splice site recognition and cleavage
Cellular component (GO): tRNA-intron endonuclease complex
Molecular function (GO): nucleic acid binding; tRNA-intron lyase activity
Source: RefSeq, a predicted model, not a curated record